Molecule: messenger RNA, 2360 nt
Organism: Ficedula albicollis (Collared flycatcher)
Lineage: Eukaryota; Metazoa; Chordata; Aves; Passeriformes; Muscicapidae
Product: solute carrier family 2, facilitated glucose transporter member 11-like
Exons: 11
Coding region: 330-1802 (490 amino acids)
Biological process (GO): monosaccharide transmembrane transport
Cellular component (GO): membrane
Molecular function (GO): hexose transmembrane transporter activity
Source: RefSeq, a predicted model, not a curated record
UCAUAAAGUGCUUGCACAUUGCACUGUGCUCCCACAGCUAUGACAGUGCAGAUUGAGAGGGCCAAAGCUGCAGACAGAAGCACUGAGGUGUGUAACUGGCUGCUGGGAGGCACCUGUGAGCCUGGGCUGUACUCAGCGUUCUCCCUGCCCUGUGCUUAGUAGCUGUGGUUCCCUAUUGCUGCCUCCUUGGUCUCAGAGGAGCAAGGAGCAGGAGGCAGGUGUGUGGCAUUGCUCAAGCUGUUAGAGCUCCCAAGGGAAACACAGGACCUUUGGAGGCAUGUCUGGAUAGCUGAACCACUUUGUUUGCUGGUUUGAUUUCCUGUGAGAAAAUGAGCUACAACCUUUUUCUCCUGGCUUUUGUCCUGGGCAUUACUGGAGCUUUCCACUACGGAUUGCAGGUCUCCAUUAUCAAUUCUCCUGCUGAGUACAUCCAAAGUUUCAUCCGUGAGACCUGGCUGAAGAGAUAUGGCUUCUCCCCCAGUGCAGAGAUGAUGACUUUGAUGUGGUCCUUCAUUGUGUCCAUUUACAGCAUUGGUGGGCUCCUGGGCUCCUCAUCUGCUGGCUACUUGUCUGUUAGGUUUGGAAGGAAGAAGGCCCUGCUGCUUGCCAACAUCCCUGCUCUGCUGGGUGCAGCUCUGAUGGGGCUCAGCCGGCUGUGUGGAUCUUUUGAGAUGAUCAUGGCUGGAAGGUUAUUUUCUGGAGUCUGUGGAGGCUUAGCUCAGAAUGUCCAUAUCAUGUACGCUGGGGAAUGUGCUCCACGGAAGCUCCGUGGGCUGAUUGCCAUAACAGCUUCUACCUCCAUUGCUACUGGAAAAUUUAUAGGAUUUGCUCUGGGUCUCAGAGAAGUUCUUGGAGUGGAGGCUCUCUGGCCAGUUCUCCUGGCAGCCAAUGCAGUCCCUGCCCUUGUUCAGCUUCUCACCCUCCCCUUCUUCCCAGACUCUCCUCGCUACCUGCUCAUUGACCGAAAGGACAAGGAGGGAUGCAUCAAAGCUGUGAAGCAGCUCUGGGGAGAAGGGGACCACGUGGCUGAAAUAGAUGACAUGCUGUCGGAGCAGAAAGCCAUCGGUGGGGAGAAGGCCAAGGGCGUGUGGGACCUGCUGCGGGACAGGGCGGUGCGCUGGCAGCUCCUCACGCUCUUCCUCGUGGUGUCCUGCAUGCAGCUCAUCGGCGCCAGCGUGGUUUACUCUUAUGCAUACAGUAUCUUCACAAAGGCUGGAAUCCCUCCUUCUCAAACCCAUUAUGUCUCCCUGGGGGUUGGGACCGCUGAGAUCCUCUCCACAGUUCUGUGUGGAUUCCUCAUUGACCGUGCAGGGAGGAGGACACUGCUGUGGAAAACCUACACAGUGAUGGCCUUGGCUCUAGGGCUCCUCACAGUCACGCUCUCACUGCAGGACUCCUAUUUCUGGGUACCAUACUGCUCUGUCGCACUUGUCUUUAUUUUCAUCAUGAGCUUUGGCAUUGGGCCAGGCGCAGUAGUAUGCCCCUUGAUCACAGAAAUAUUUAUUCAGUCCUACAGACCAACUGCCUAUGUUUUUAAUGGUGUUACAAACUGGAUCCAGCUCUUCGUCCUGGGGCUUGUGUUCCCUUUCAUUGUGGAAGGUCUUGGUAAUUUCUGUUUCAUCAUUUUCCUGACAUACUGCCUGUCCAUGGCUAUUUUUGUGCUCCUGGUGCUGCCAGAGACCAAGGGGAAGAGCAUGCUGCAGGUCAUGGAGGAGUUCAACCGCCUGAACUACCGUGGGAAGAGGGGACAGGCAGCCCUACAGCAGAGUAACUGCUCAGUGGUGACUGUUACCAGGCUUUGAGAACAAACCCUCCACUUCCUAUUUUGCUCUUUUAUUACUGUAGUGCCCAGAAGUCUCACUAAGCAAGAGAGAAUCCAUAGAUCCACAAAAAAAAAAAAUCACCUUCAGUACGGGGUGCAGCACGAACUUGGUGGUUCUCUCCAGCUUCUGAAACAUGAGCUGAAUUAAUUCCUCUGUAGGAAAAAAGAAUUAACACAGUUUAUAGAGAAAAUAAGAUCUUUGUCAGUCCCUCCAAGCUUGCAGCUGCAAAAUGAAAACACAGGAUCUGCUAUUUUUUUUUGGCCAAACCAGGACUCCACAGCUGGGAGAGUUGAUUCUGGAAGAUGCAGAGGUACAGCAAACUUGAAAAGAAGACAGAGCUUUGACAUUUAAAUUGUCUGCUCCUAUUAACAAGUCAGUGCUGAUGAGCUCUCCCAGAGAAGAAGCUUCACAGGAAUAAAGAUGUUGAGCUCUUUGAAGCAGUGGAAGCAGGGUGCCUUGCCUGUCAGAAUCAGGCAGAAUCAGUGCGCAGUGCUCCCCCCACCUUUACAGUCUUGGAGAUUCUUCUGUUGGGAAAAC